CAGAGGUCUUGUAGGCGGUUUUUGCGCGUACCUUGUUUGCACCACGGUCCACGACAACGGUGGUAACAGGUCACCACACACUCCCUUGAAAAGGAUGGAGACUGCUGCGGGAGCAAAAAUUACAUCCCAUCAUGAUGGAGGGUACUGCUAUACACAAUGACUCUACAACGGUGUUGGGAGAUGUAACAUUUCAGACCGCACCAAUGCCAACACUAGACCCUGACCUUUACAGAUUGUCUUCCGAAGAAGCUGCGUUCUUCAAGGCGCAAAUCGGUAUCGACGACGACGAAGACUUGAAAAGGCAUAUCCUGGAGGUGCAGGCGAAAGCAUACAAGAUUGUACCAUAUCCUUGUAUUCACGAAUUUUACUUUCUUCGGUACGUGAGCUAUAGAUCUAUGGCAUCCGAGUCAACAAUAACAAGGAGCACCGUGCUCAGCAUUAACAUAUCGAGUUACCCUGUAUAUGAACACAUCCUCAAGCUUGGUCGCGAGCGCUCCGAUGCCGUGUUACUCGACCUCGGCUGUUGUUUCGGUGUUGACGCCAGAAAGGCUGCGGCGGAUGGUUUUCCUGCGAAAAAUAUCAUUGCAUCUGAUAUCAACAACGAAUUCCUCGAACUUAGCCACGAACUUUUCAGAACGACACCAACUUCUUACGCGGCAUGCCUCCUUCCCGGAGAUGUUUUCGAUCCUGCAUUUCUUUCGAUAGCUGCGCGACCGAACGACGUCUCUUCAGCCCUGGCUAUUGAUUUGUCCUCGUUGAAAUCCCUCAAUCCCCUGCACGGCCGCAUAAGUGCAAUCAAUGUUGCUAGGUUUUUCCAUCUCUUUACUGAGGACAAACAAUUGCAUCUUGCCAGGGCUCUCGCGGGUCUGUUAUCUGCGCAGCCAGGUUCUGUUAUUUGCGGUUUUCAUAUUGGAAGUCCCGAAAAAGGCAUGGCAGCUACUGUGUUGGGCCCUGAGCAUCGGUUGUUUGCUCAUUCUCCCAAAAGUUGGACAUCUUUGUGGGAUGGAGAGGUAUUCGAGAAGGGCAGUGUAAAGGUAGAAACAGAGUUGGUAAAACUUGUGACUCGCGGGGUGGAACGCUUCAUGAUGGGGUGGUCAGUGGUGAGAUUGUAGUGAGGAAAUGUACGUACGACAAUGCUAGAGGAAAUUGUCAAUAAUCUAGUCAUAGCUCAGUAAGGUUCAUCCAACCACCAAGAACCUCGAAGGGAAUCGACAAAUUUCAAUAUCUGCAUUGGUCCUGGAUUUCCAUGUAGUGAAUGUAUUGGAUAGUCCCG
Suillus subalutaceus is the source of this 1273-nucleotide messenger RNA. RefSeq lists its product as uncharacterized. The record is from RefSeq and is a predicted model, not a curated record. Lineage: Eukaryota; Fungi; Basidiomycota; Agaricomycetes; Boletales; Suillaceae. Bases 132 to 1112 code for a protein of 326 amino acids. The transcript has 4 exons.